CUAAUGUCAUAGGUCAUUUCUGUGAACUGAAAAAUCUUGUAAUAUCCGAUGUUUUAUUCAAAAAAAUAAUUAUUUUGUAAAUAAAUCGAAUCGAACACCACAACGAUAUGGCAGAUCAAACGUUAAUUCACGAUGACAUCAAAUUCUACACAACAUCUGAUAAGUUCUAUUUGGAGCCAACAAUCAAUCCAACAGAGAUUAUGGUAAUAGAUAGAAUCACUGGAGAGGCUUAUGUUAGAGAAAUUAACACAGUGAAGAUACCUAUACCGCCAAAUGCUUAUAAACCAGUGUGUGGGUUUCUUGGAUCCAUUAAGCUCAUUUCAGGACUCUAUCUUGUUGUUGCAAAAUAUAGGAUAUUGGUUGGUCAAAUAAAUGGGCACAAUAUAUAUCAGCUUGCGGGAGCGGACAUCAUACCAUAUGCAAGAUCUACUACACAUCUUACCAACAAACAGAUAGAGGAUAACACGACAUACGAGCGACUCCUGCGCGCCGCGUUGGACGCGCCCGGCAUCUACUUCUCAUACAGCUAUGACAUAACGCACACUAUGCAACGAUUACACUCGGUUUCACCUGACUUCCAUAAGAUGUCGCUCGCGAGCCGCGCCGACUCGCGUUUCGUGUGGAACGGCCAUUUGCUGAAGGGUUACUCGCAGCAAAUGUUUUCUAGAUUCAACCUGCCGAUCAUGCAAGGAUUCAUAGCUAUUAACCGUGUGACGAUAAACAGUCACCAGCUGGCGUGGACGCUGGUGUCGCGGCGCAGCGUGGACCGAGCGGGUACCAGGCUGUUCAUGAGAGGAAUUGACUCGCAGGGCAACGUAGCGAACUUCGUGGAGACGGAACAAAUAGUGGAGCGCGGCGGCGAGAUAUCAUCCUUCGUGCAGACCCGCGGGUCCAUACCGCUGUUCUGGAGCCAGUUCCCGGACCUCAAGUACAAGCCGCCGAUGACUCUCGCGCCGGAGGACCACGUGGCCGCCUACACCAAGCACAUGAGGGACCAGCUGCAGAGGUACGGGAACCAGGUGCUGUUGAAUCUCAUCGACCAACGCGGCAAGGAGGAGUCGCUGGAGCGCGGCUACCGCGCGGCGGUGGCGGCCGCGGCGCUGCCGGCCGUGCGCUACGAGCCCUUCGACUUCCACGCGGAGUGCCGCGCCAUGCGCUACGACCGCCUCGCCGUGCUGCUCGACCGGGUCGCGCACGAGCAGAAAGAGUUCGGCUACUUCCUCUGCCGCGGCGAGACCGUGAUCCUCCGGCAGACCGGCGUGUUCCGCACCAACUGCGUGGAUUGCCUCGACCGCACCAACGUGGUGCAGAGCCUGCUGGCGCGGAAGCACCUGCUGCACCUGCUGCGGCUGCUGGCCGUCACCAACAGCGAUGAUCCAAUACCGCACUUCGACUCGCUGUUCAAUUGUGUAUGGGCGGACCACGCGGACAUGAUAUCCGUCCAGUACUCGGGCACGGGCGCGCUGAAGACGGACUUCACGCGCACCGGCAAGCGCACGCGCAUGGGCCUCAUACGGGACGGGAUCAAUUCGCUCACCAGAUACUACAAGAACAACUUUAGCGAUGGAUACCGGCAGGAUUCAAUCGACCUGCUAUUGGGCAAGUAUUUGGUGGUGGACGGCGAGGGCAACACGGUACAGUGCCCGUUACGCAGAGAUAGGGAUUGGAAAUAUGUUACUUUCCCGUCGGUGCUGCUGGUGGCGGUGUCGAUGCUGUGCGCGGGCGCGGCGCUGCCGGCGCGCUCGCGCACCGAGCUGCUGCUCUACCUCAUGUUCUGGGGCGCCGCCGUGGGCGCCACGCUCAAGUUCAUGUUCAAGCACGGCAAGGAGUUCGUCGACUGGCCGCGGUUGGACUGCGGGGGAGUCGCGACGAGCCGGCUCCAGGCCUCGCCGUCCUUAUAAUCGACCUGCCGCUCGUAGUCGUCGUCUAACCCCCCACUGACACACCACUCCCCCCCUCCCCCCAUACGAUAACCCCCAAUGACAUUUGAGUAGGGAAAUAUGAUAAUGUAUAUUUAGAAAUUAGAGACUUUAACGGAUUUUAUACGCGAUUUAUUCAUUAUAUUAUUUAACCCGACGUUUUGAGCAAUUUCUCAAAAAACUACACUUGAAAUGUCUUUAAUUUCUAAAUAGAUAAUACUCGCGUAAAAUCAAACACAAGAAGAUACUAUAAUAAUGCAUAAUAACGCCACACUCCCUCAAUCUCAUAUUCCGAACGUACGUAAUGGUUAUAUUUGACUACUGUAAUAGAUUCUGGUCUAUUAGAGUAGUCUUGUAUCUCAUAACUUUUUCAUCAGCCGAUUUUGUUAUUUUAUAAUAUUUUGUUUAAGCUACGUACAUUGUUAUUUCAGUAAUUAUUGAAAUGUCUUCCUUUAAAAUUCUGACGGUACUUCGCUAAUCAUUAUUUAUAAUUAUUUAUUGUUUCGUAACCUUCGUUGUGAUCACUUUUUAUAAAAUUUUCCUUAUAUUAAAUGUCUUUGGGGGUUUCUUACGUUAUUUUAUGGAGGAGGGGGAUAUACCACGGAAAAGGUAGAAAAAUCCGAAAGUAUUCUUUAAUAUAUUUAAAAUAUAUGUCCUAUGUACUAUUUGGCCGUCAUAUCAGUUAACUAUUGGACCGAUUUUUUUACGAUAGUAAUGCCAAAGAACAUUUGAAGUUUUCUCAGUUUGUUUAUAGUACCGAAAACCUAAACAAAAAAACUUUUAAUUGUUAAAUUUAAUAUAAACCAAUGCUACUUGAUAUUAAUCAUCAAAAUUUAUACAAUUUUUGUGAGAUAGUUCUAUGUGUUUUAACAUUUAAUUCCACACUGUGUAAGUAAUCAAAAGUCGGAAAUCCUUUUCUGGACAUUGUGAUGAUACUGAUGUUAUAAAUGAACACUAAAUCUUUAAAUAGUAUUUAUUGUCUAUUUCAUAAAACUUCAUAGGCAUAUAAUGAAUACACAGAUAAGUUCCUAACUUAUUUCUUCCGUGGUGUGGUUUUGGUUGAAGGUAUAAAUAAUAUAAUUGUGCAUGUUAAUUUGAUUGCACAUUUCAUAUUUAGUUAAUCUGUUAAAUUAUUAUAUGGCUGUAACUGCUUUACACGCAUUCCAAUUUGACACGUGGUUAUUGAUUCGCUUUUAUAUAUUUUGUCGAAGAAAUUAUAAUUUAGUUGAAAUCGAUGAUUAUUUGGCGGAUAACUUAACUCGUUUUUAAUAUUCUAGUAAAAUUAUAACGCAUUUUGGUCAUAAAUAUAGUAUAUACGCAAUUGUGUCUAAAUGAAUUACUCCGUAAUGAUGUUAUUAUAUUAACCCUACAAAUUUAUACGUAGAUGAAACUGUCUUUCGUAGUAUAUAAUAUGAUGGUAUUACUUUGGUUUCUGGUUCUUAUAAACACAUAGAUUAUAGAGGAGGCUUUGUCUUCAUUCCAAUGUGUAACAAAACGGGGACCAUUUAUUAUAAUUAUUAAUAUUUAUUAUACUGUAUAAUUUAGUUAAAUAUGUAUAGAAUUUGUACGUGGUUAUAAAAGUUCAUUAGACGCUAUGAUAGCAAACAGUUUUCCUAUAACGGGAACUCAUACAAGCAAUAUGUAACUAGUGUUAUGGCCAUGUCAUUUAAUUUGUUUAGACAUUUUUGCGUAUAAUCGGUUUUGGUGUGAUUAGACGUGACACGAGCGGGCGGACUAUCUAUAGGAAUAACAUUUGUAUAAUUUUACUUUAGAUCUUCUAUUAAAUACUAGAUUAUAUUAAAAAUCAUGUUUUGCAAAGAAAAAUUGAUUUUGUUUUAAUUAAUUGCACAUAUCCUAUUAUUUUUUUCAAAUAUAUUAUUGUUUUAGAUUGUGAAGCUAGUAGUUUUAUACAAUGUUAUUUCCUUAUAGGUCUUAUUUUACUGUUUUAGGUGUAUAUUUGUGCUUUUUAUAAUUGUGGAUUUACCUCCGAAUCCGUGAUUAUUGUGUAUUUAAUUUGUGAAGGACUAUUUUAAUAAAUAAUAUGAUUA
Molecule: messenger RNA, 3967 nt
Organism: Zerene cesonia (dogface butterfly)
Lineage: Eukaryota; Metazoa; Arthropoda; Insecta; Lepidoptera; Pieridae
Gene: Sac1
Product: phosphatidylinositol-3-phosphatase SAC1
Exons: 14
Coding region: 108-1901 (597 amino acids)
Biological process (GO): phosphatidylinositol dephosphorylation
Cellular component (GO): endoplasmic reticulum
Molecular function (GO): phosphatidylinositol-4-phosphate phosphatase activity
Source: RefSeq, a predicted model, not a curated record